Sardina pilchardus (European sardine) is the source of this 2557-nucleotide messenger RNA. RefSeq names its product pyruvate carboxylase a (gene pcxa). Gene Ontology annotation, molecular function: ATP binding; pyruvate carboxylase activity; metal ion binding. NCBI's taxonomy places the organism in Eukaryota, Metazoa, Chordata, Actinopteri, Clupeiformes, Clupeidae. Gene Ontology annotation, biological process: gluconeogenesis; pyruvate metabolic process. Gene Ontology annotation, cellular component: cytoplasm. The record is from RefSeq and is a predicted model, not a curated record.
GUCAGAUGCGGGACGUUAUCAAGCCUGUCUGGAGCAGUGCAAGUCGUGAUUUCUCGCCAUUACCAUUCCUUAACAGCAUCUCACGCCUAGUUCAAUGUACACAUCUCGUAUGAAUUAAACUGAGAUAGGACCCCAGUGCAGCACAGCCGCACGAUACACCUCCCACCGUACGUCACCUAUCCUCAGAAAGUUACGCACGGAGAGCCUUGAGCUUUUCUACUUCCAGUCUGACAUUCCUUUGAGAUACUGGGUUGGACACUAACCCCUUAACUCGUUACUGACUGAAGCAAAGAUGCUGCAUCAGGUGGGUGGCGUGCGUGUGGCUCUGGGCCUGCUGGUGGUCAGGAGGUCGUGCCUGACCUGUGUGUCCCGACCCGCCCACAGCUCCCCCAAGGCCCGCGAGUACAAGCCCAUCAAGAAGGUCAUGGUGGCCAACAGAGGUGAGAUUGCCAUCCGUGUGUUCCGGGCGUGCACGGAGCUGGGGAUCCGCACGGUGGCGGUGUACUCCGAGCAGGACACGGGGCAGAUGCACCGGCAGAAGGCGGACGAGGCCUACCUCAUCGGCAAGGGCCUGCCGCCCGUCGCCGCCUACCUGCACAUCCCCGACAUCAUCAAAGUGGCCAAGGAGAACAACGUGGACGCUAUCCACCCAGGUUACGGGUUCCUGUCGGAGCGGUCGGACUUCGCUCAGGCGUGUGCGGACGCUGGCGUCCGCUUCAUAGGCCCCGCCCCCGAAGUCGUACGCAAGAUGGGGGACAAGGUGGAGGCACGAGCCAUCGCCAUCCGCGCAGGUGUGCCGGUGGUGCCGGGUACGGACGCUCCCAUCUCGUGUCUGCAGCAGGCGCAGGAGUUCUCCAACACCUACGGGCUGCCAAUCAUCUUCAAGGCCGCCUACGGAGGAGGGGGGCGGGGCAUGAGGGUGGUGCGCGAGUACGAGGAGCUGGAGGAGAACUACCAGCGAGCGUACUCGGAGGCGUUGGCUGCGUUUGGAAAUGGCGCUCUGUUUGUGGAGAAGUUCAUCGAGAAGCCGCGUCACAUCGAAGUCCAGAUCCUGGGUGAUAAGUAUGGGAACGUGGUGCACCUGUACGAGCGCGACUGCUCCAUCCAGCGGCGGCACCAGAAGGUGGUGGAGAUCGCCCCCGCCGUGCAGCUGGACCCCCACCUCCGAGACCGCCUCACGGCCGACUCCGUCAACCUGGCAAAGCUGGUGAACUAUGAGAAUGCGGGCACGGUGGAGUUCCUGGUGGAUCGGCACGGGAAGCACUACUUCAUCGAGGUCAACUCUCGCCUGCAGGUGGAGCACACCGUCACCGAGCAGAUCACAGAUGUGGACCUGGUGCAUGCCCAGCUGCGUGUGUGUGAGGGCCGCAGUCUGCCAGAGCUGGGGAUCCGACAGGACAAGAUCCGGAUCAACGGUUCUGCCAUCCAGUGCCGGGUCACCACGGAGGAUCCGGCCCGCGGCUUCCAGCCCGACACGGGACGCCUGGAGGCAUCUCGCUGGAGAAGGUGUUUGACUACAGCGAGUACUGGGAGGUGGCGCGGGGGCUGUACGCCUGCUUCGACUGCACGGCCACCAUGAAGUCCGGCAACUCCGACGUCUACGAGAACGAGAUCCCCGGCGGCCAGUACACCAACCUGCACUUCCAGGCCCACAGCAUGGGGCUCGGACACAAGUUCAAGGAGGUCAAGAAGUCCUACGCAGAGGCCAACAAGCUGCUGGGGGACCUCAUCAAGGUGACCCCGUCCUCCAAGAUCGUGGGUGACCUGGCCCAGUUCAUGGUCCAGAACUCCCUGACGAGGGCCGAGGUGGAGGAGCGGGCGGACGAGCUGUCGUUCCCGCUCUCCGUGGUGGAGUUCCUGCAGGGACACAUCGGCAUCCCGCACGGAGGAUUCCCGGAACCCUUCAGGACCAAGGUGCUGAAGAAUCUGCCCCGUGUGGAGGGUCGCCCUGGUGCCUCUCUGCCCCCGAUGGACUUCGAGGCGAUGGACAAGCAGCUGCGCGAGGCGCACGAUGAUGACAUCACCCCCGAGGACGUGAUGUCGGCCGCCAUGUACCCCAAAGUGUUCCAGGAGUUCCGUGAGUUCACCAAGACCUUCGGGCCCGUGGACUGCCUCAACACGCGCCUCUUCCUGGACGGACCCAAGAUCGCCGAGGAGUUCGAGGUGGAGUUGGAGAGGGGCAAGACGCUGCACAUCAAGGCUCUGGCGCUGGGGGACCUGAAUAAGGCCGGCCAGAGGGAGGUGUUCUUCGAGCUCAACGGCCAGCUGCGCUCCGUGCUGGUCAAGGAUACGGUGGCCAUGAAGGAGAUGCACUUCCACCCGAAGGCGCUGAAGGACGUGCGUGGGCAGGUGGGGGCGCCGAUGCCCGGCAAGGUGGUGGAGGUGCGGGUGAAGCAGGGCGACAUGGUGGAGAAGGGCCAGUCGCUCUGCGUGCUCAGCGCCAUGAAGAUGGAGACCGUGGUCAACUCGCCCAUCUCCGGCACCGUCGCCAAGAUCUACGUCAGCGGCGACUCCAGCCUGGAGGGAGACGACCUCAUCAUGGAGAUCACCGAGUAGA